Molecule: messenger RNA, 1747 nt
Organism: Physcomitrium patens
Lineage: Eukaryota; Viridiplantae; Streptophyta; Bryopsida; Funariales; Funariaceae
Biological process (GO): defense response to other organism
Source: RefSeq, a predicted model, not a curated record
CAGCACGAUCUCAUUGCACCAGCCCCACUCGCUCACAAUCACGCCGUGAUUCCACGCCUGGUCCAUAGCCACGAUCACCAAGCGUUUCACGCGGUUCGUGGUGUCGCCAGUGCUCUUUCUCGUCGCCUCAGAACUUGUGUGUUGCGCGAUCUUCACCGGUUAUUAGCUGCGCGUUUAUGCCUGAUAGAACUGCUAGCUGAAGGACGACGAGGUUGGUGCUCCACUGUUGCACACAUUGAAUGCGCCGCUUUGGGUACAGCAUUACAGCUCUUAAAGUUGGUUGGGGGAUGCGCGUUCUCAUACAUUGGGUUGAUAGGGUGCUGGUCUGAGAGGGGUAUUGUUUUUUUUAUGAUAUUUUCCUGGGUUUGGUCUUAUGUGAGUUGGGUCAUAUUUUUUGCGUAUGUUGUGCGAGACGUAAGUGUGCGUGAGGGCCUGUGAGGAAGUUUAGUUUCGUGGUUAGGUUUGUGCCAGGAGGGGAGGGGAGGGGAGGGGAAGGGAGUUUAGUUAGUAGUACUGAUGAGAGAGAAGCAAGCAUUUGGCAAGAUGACGAUGGAUCCUGAGCUGAGUGGGACGGUGGUGCCUCAGAGGGUGCCCUAUUACAAGCGAAAGAAGCCUAGAAUUUGCUGCGGCGUGUGUAUCUUGAUUCUCGUGUCCUUGGGGACAGUGGCUGCUGUUUUGAGCCAAACCAUUUUCAAGUUUCGCGACCCGAAGGUGUCUUUGAAGGACGCUAAGCUGCAGACGAUUUCAUUUCGGUUUGAUUUAGCUGCCUUGUCGCCGCUCCUGAGCAUCUCUAUUUCGGCAAACGUGCUGGUGGACAACCCAAAUCACUACGACUUUAGGUACAACAAUAGCACCAUGCUUCUGAAAUACCACGGCGACCAGGUGGGAGUAGUGGAGCUCGGUGCUGGUACCAUCGCCUCUCGCAAGACCGUCGAGCUUCAUUCUGUCAUCACCGUCGAGGCGUUGAAGCUCAUACUCAAUGGACUGCAGGAUAUCAGCAGUGGAAUCGCGAGGUUGAACCUCAAUGCUGUGAUUCCAGGGCGGGUGAACUUGGCCCACAUCAUCAAGAGGCACGUGACUGCCAUCGUGGACUGUAAUAUUGAUAUCUUCUUGGGCAACCAGACAUUGAAGCAAAACGAAUGUAAACGGACCAUCAAGCUGUGAUUUCAUUCCCACCAGUCCCUCUCACGACAAUGUGGAGCUCCUCGUUCCUUUACUUCGCACUCCAACGCUUACUAUUGUCGGACCGUUGAACAGUCAACACGUGAGGUACGAGAUCUGGGUUGACUCGGCUUCUCAACACUCUCAAUAGGAUCCGAACCGUUUCAGUUCCUUCCUCAUGAUGAAUCUUUGAACCUUGGGGAGCGAAAUCAUCAACCAAAUGCACAUCAGCACCGAAACAUUCCACCUCAUCGAAGCUGAAGAUUGACAGAGAAUGAAGACUGUUGUUCAACAACUGAAGGAUGAUGGAGGGUGAAGCAUAUGAAGGUAGUCAUUUACAAUCCUAACUUAGUCUUGCGUAAUGUACUUGAAUUGUAAACAACUAGGGUUUUGUAAUCCUAUUUUUCACAAACCUAAAGGAAUUUUGGAAAAGUAGAUCACAUGCCUAAAGUUUCUGCUUAAAUUCCUUUCCUGGUUUGAAAUUAAUCACGUGUUGAAACGUAAAAUGUAUGGCCUCGUCUUCACAAUCGUUUGUAUCUAAUUGUUUCAAAGCUUACUACAAUAUAAACCACAUUCAUGGCCUCCA